UAUAGUGAUAUUAAGGAAAUUAAAAGUAAGCGAAAAUGGAAAUCGAAUCAUACGCGUUUUUUUUUACCGUUGGGGUCCAUCAACGUGUAUUUUCAUCUCUAUCACAGAGUCUCUAAUCUCUAUAAAUACAUAUCCAACCACAGUUUCUCUCUCAAUUUCAUUCUUCUGCUUCUUCUUCGUGUGCGAGAGCGAGAAAAACGAAAACCAGUGUGUGUGUUUCGGAUUAUUUUUCCAAGAGAAUCACCAUGCGAUCAUCUCCUUCUUUCUCUUGUUCCAGUUCGUCUUCUUCUUCUACUUCUAAUUCACUCGCCGCAACAAGUAUGACCAACAGACUCGAGACCAUCUUUAAGAAAGCUUACGAGCUUUCCACUCUCUGUGAUGUCGAAGUCUGCGUCAUCCAUUACGGACCAGACGGCGAAUUGAAGACAUGGCCUGAGGAUAGACAGAAAGUGAGAGACAUUGCUGGAAGGUUUAGUCAGUUAGACGAAGCCAAGAGACGCAAGAAAAGCGUCGAUCUUUAUGGGUUCCUCGAGAAGAACAAGACGAAGAUGACGAAUUUGACGAAGAAGACGAAGAGGGAUGAAUUAAAGUAUCCAAUCUCUGAUCAUUAUUCUCCCGACCAAAUCUCCCAACUGAUUCAGUCCUUGGAACUAAGUUACUCUAAAUUGCAAGAAAGGCUUCGUUUUCUCGAGACACAGAACCAGAAAAAGACGAACUUGGAGGAUCACAAGGGUUUAAGCCGUCCAAUGUCUCUGAACCAUCAGGAUCAUCAUCAGACCCAAUCCUUAAACCCUAGCAAGUUCUCGCUAGUUAUAUAUAACCAUGAAGAUGCUCUACUCUCUCAAAUCCCACUCUCUGCAUCAACUUUCAACCACUCUGUUCCCACUCAAUUCACCAAUUACACAGGUGAUUACUCGAUGAAUCAAGAGCUUUAUGGUUGUGAUCAGAAUAUGUUUAUGGGUAACAACUUUCAACAUCCUUGCGUCUCCAACACACACGAUUACUCUACAGUACAAGAAUCUGUGAGUAUCUACGGGUUGAAUCAAUUGAUGCAGCAUGAGCUUAAUGGAUAUGAUCAGAACAUGUGUAUGAGUGAUAUUACCAAAGGCAACUACUUUCAGCAUCCUUUCGUCUCAAACACACAAGAUUACUCAUCGGCGUCACAAGAAUUUGCAAAUAACUACGGGUUGAAUCAGUUGAUGCCGAAAGAGCUUCAUAGUUAUGAUCAGAACAUGUGUAUGAAUGAUAUCACCAACAGCAAUGUUCAAGAUCCUUGUCUCUCAAGCACAGUUUCAGAUGCGGUCUGUUCUGAUUUUCAGGACCCAUAUGGUUCUAUGGUCGGUAACACUAGCUUUUCUCAAGACCUUUCAGAUAUGUUUUCAAGCUAUGAUGUUCAAUGUGCUAACACUAGCAGUCUACUUCAGACAUCUACUCUACCAUCUCUCUACACCAUUCCUAACUGCUAGACUCCUCUGAUAAC
Molecule: messenger RNA, 1480 nt
Organism: Eutrema salsugineum
Lineage: Eukaryota; Viridiplantae; Streptophyta; Magnoliopsida; Brassicales; Brassicaceae
Product: agamous-like MADS-box protein AGL75
Exons: 1
Coding region: 246-1466 (406 amino acids)
Biological process (GO): positive regulation of transcription by RNA polymerase II
Molecular function (GO): cis-regulatory region sequence-specific DNA binding; DNA-binding transcription factor activity, RNA polymerase II-specific; protein dimerization activity
Source: RefSeq, a predicted model, not a curated record